UUACUGUGUCAUCGGUGGGGAACUUUUUACCUGUGUUGUGCCUAAAUACAAGCUUGAAUGACAUAACAUUUCGAUAUUAUGUUUUUAAAUCCUUUAACAUUUAGUAGCAAAGGGCGGCGUCAAGCUAGCUAGAAUAAGCCGCCAGGAUUUCAAAACAAAAGCGGGGAAGUCACCACUGUUGGGACACACGUUCAGGGUCCAGUAUGCCGAAGGCCCAGCCUUGCUUGAGCGAGCACAGUCCUUGUGCUGCAUCCAGCAAGAAUGCUAAAAAUAAGAGCAACAGUAUGACGCUGAUGGCAAUACGUGAAACUAAAGACACAAACGACUCCAGUGGAAGGGGCUCCCGCUGCAGUUCAGAAAAAGACUCGGGCUACUCUGACGGCUCAGACUGGCAGCAGACGGAUGUGGACGACCAGCGGAGCAACAAAAGCCAGUCCAAAGGCAGCGGGCAUGCAGAACCUUCACAGCCAGGUCGAACCAAAGACCUCGGUAAUCCUGGGAAUCCUACGCUGAUGCCAGCAGGCCGCGAGCUCCCACCCAUCUACAUCAUCAACAACAUUGUGCUUAAGCAGCUAAGUGUAGGCGCAGACAGUGAGCCGGACAUGAUCCAGAAAAGAGGUCAGUUGCCCCAGAGAAAUGGAAGCAGGGAAACGGGCACUUCUGGUGCUGCCCAUAUGAUCCUUCUCCAGCAGCCGAGCUUGUCGCCGGCCACCCUCGACCUUCACAAUCCCGUGUCCCAGAAGUCCAACGUCCCAAGGAAGAAAAUAAUUGGCACUUACCUGCCCAUUCUCAACUCCUACCCCCGCAUUGCGCCACACCCCAGCAAGAAGCCGCCUGAUAAAUCUUCAAAUGAUGAAUCACUGAAUCUGAGCAAGAGGGAGUGCACAGAACCUAAGAGUGAUGAGCAGCAGCUUUAUGAGCAACCCAAAUCAGCAAUCCUAACCCAUGGGCUGCCAUGUUCCUCUUCAACCAGAGAUGGUCCGUCCUCCUCCAGUGCCACUACAGUCUCCCCGAGCCAAGGCUCCAAAUCUGGGUCCAGUCUGUACACCAGCUCCUCCAUCCUCCCAAGCAGAGGACUUCACAGAAACAACCCCACCAGCACUCGCAACCGCCGCUUCCUCAACACAGUAGAAAUCCUCAGACAAUCAGGUCUUUUGGACAUUACACUGCGCACGAAGGAGCUGCUGCGCCAGAGCAACGCCACCGAGCAGAACAUUGCCCAGCUGCGCCAGCACACAGAGCUUCUGUGCCAGGCUGCCAGCGACCUCGGCUGCAACCUGAGCGGCAUCACAGCCUGGGAACAUCUACACCGAGCUAUGGCCGAGUCCGGCAGCUACCCCAACCUGGAAAUCCUGCAAAAUUUACAAUUCCCGUGUCAUCUACCUUCUGUCGGUCAACCGGCGAGUCUUUCCGCAGGUGACGUCAACAGGCCACUAGCUGCUGAGAGCUCAGAGGAGCCGGCGUCUCGCCUUCUCACCACUAUGCUGCACCCAAACUCAGGAGAAUUCUGGCAGCUCGAGGCCGGUGGUAAAUCCUCAGAGAACGUCAUCUUUAUGUCUCCUGACAGUUCUACCGGUUAGCUUCAGUGCCUUUUUUAAAGUGUGAGGGAGUACUCAGGGCUCACUUGUGGAUAUUAUGGGUUGUUUGUUCAUCCCUAGUUAUUUAAACCUAGUUUUAUAGGGAUUGCGCAGAAAUAUCUCUCCAGGUCAAUGGGAAUCCAACAAUAUCUCAAGGUUAUGCUGCAGUACAAGUUGUGUGUCCAGUUGCCUUAAGUGCUUCCCCAGAAUGAAGUGUCUGAAAGCGUAUCCCAAUUAAGUCAGUCAAGUACAAUGCAAUCCCGAGGCACCACUUUAUGUCAUCGCUGACGUUAGAGAACCACACUGAAGAGUAAAAACGUGUUUAUCACACAGGUGGCACUACAGUAUACGUUUUUAUCAGUUCAGUUUGUUCCGCUGUCACGACACAAAUCCAUCUCCUGGUAGAUAAAUGUUUUCUCAUGACGUGCUGCACCAGAGGGAGAGCCAGCACUCUAAACAAGGUGAUAACCAAGAUUGGUGCCUCCUUUUUUUUUUUUUUAACAACACAGCUGAAACUAAAGGCUGCCAGAGAAAUGGCACUUGUAGCACUUAAGGCACAACUGUGCGCACAAUGCUGCAGAGCAAAUCUCUCCUGUAUCACAAACUGCACUACACUGGACUGCUGCGAGGACUUCUAUCCAAAUGCUCGUCAACAAAGCCUUAAAACCCCUUUUUCACAUCAUCACAGGUUCUCAUAUCAUAUUCAUUUUAUAUGCAGCACACAUCUUAUAGUAAUGGAAGCAAAUCAUCCGCUGAAUGUAUGAAUUCAACACGGCGUCUCCAAGAUAAUCAGUAAUCCUGUCAUGCAGCAGCUUUGUAAUCCGAUUUUACGUUCUUGAUAUUCUUCUUUUUUUGUUGCAACGAGCCUCUAACUGUUGGUGUUAUGUGUUCUUCUGUUUCAGUCGGAGAUGGAGCACAGUUUGCUUUGAGAGUUUGAUUGUGUUUAAGUAUAAAAGUAUGUUGCCCAAGUGGUUACUUAUUACGUCUGUGAUUUUUCAUUUUUUUCUGUGUGCUUGUGCAAUAUGUCAGACAUCACUGCCAGCAAUGCACACAUUUCUGAUGUGUUUAAAGUUUAUUUUUUAACAUUUUAAGGUAUUUGAAUAAAGCAAUAUGUGAAGAAUA
Messenger RNA from Cottoperca gobio, 2699 nucleotides. Its product is annotated as CLOCK-interacting pacemaker. The record is from RefSeq and is a predicted model, not a curated record. The transcript has 4 exons. Gene Ontology annotation, biological process: negative regulation of circadian rhythm; negative regulation of DNA-templated transcription. The coding region runs from base 204 to 1580 and encodes 458 amino acids. NCBI's taxonomy places the organism in Eukaryota, Metazoa, Chordata, Actinopteri, Perciformes, Bovichtidae. Gene Ontology annotation, cellular component: nucleus.